UGCGGCGAUUCUUUAAUUUCUUUCCUGUGGAAUCGUUAUUUGUCGUUUUCUUUGCGAGUCCCCGCAAACGCCCCGGAAGUCGCGACUUCUUUCACGAUCACGACCUCUCCCGAUCAUCACUUCUCCCCCAUCACAAGCUUCAUCCAGCAACCACAGGAUUCCCGUCAAGAUGAGCGUCGUCUACGAACCCCGUAAUUUCAUGCACGAUGGCUCUUAUCCUCCCAUCGGCGACCACGAUCACGACCAUGUCCUCGAUCAGACUGGGCAAUACCAGGCAUCCGACGUCCCGGACCUCGCCUCCUACAAUCCGGCGUCCUCGAUGCUCGGCGACGACCGGUCUCUGAUGCCGGACGGUCUUGACGAUGCAUCCGUUGGCGUCCCGGAUGCGACGCGACUCGAUCUUUCAGCGCCUCCAACUCUUGCGUCCCUUCCUUCGAGUCUUCCUCCGGCGCUUCCCGAGCCCCUGCCAUCAAACAACAAGGACGAGGGCGAGGCCUCGACUCCUACAUCGAGGGUUAAGUGCAUACCAAAGCCCGAACGCGAGGUGACGAAACAGCCCGAUGGAAAGUUCUACUGCACUUUUCCGGGAUGCACGGAAGAGACGCAAAUCUUCACCCGGAAAUGUGAAUGGAGCAAACACAUGGACAAACACGAGCGACCUUACCGAUGCGCUGUCGAGGGUUGCGAAAAGCUUCCCGGCUUCACAUACUCCGGCGGCCUCCUCCGCCACGAGCGCGAAGUUCACGGCAAGCACGGCGGCCCAAAGAACACGGUCAACUGUCCCCAUCCGAAUUGCAAGCGCCACACUGGAAAGGGCUUCUCGCGGCAAGAGAACCUUAAUGAGCAUCUCCGACGAGUACACACGAGCGACGGCUCCAGCACGGUCCAAGAAGACAUCCAAACCAAUAGUGACGGUGACAGUGACAAGGCCAUUGGAUUCGGUGCAGGAAACAAGCGGAAGCGCUCCCGAAAGGGAUCUGACGCUGGUCUGGACGAGCUGCGCGAGGAGAUCAAGCGCGUACGCAUGGAGAAUGAGGAGCUUCGCCAGCAACUCGACAGACAGGGCCAGCACAGCUUCGCCAUGAUGUCGCAGAUUGCGGAGCUUCAGGAUGCGCUGCGGACGAACCUCGAUCCGUCCGGGCUCGGCGCUCCCACCGCCACGAUGUUGUGACAAUCAGACGCAACGCCUGCGCCUCUUCCCGAAAGCGACAGCUUCCUCCCGAACUUCCCGUUACGGCGUUACGACCACACCACCACACCUUAAGUUAACACCCGGCGGCCACGACUCACACUUCAG
Messenger RNA from Colletotrichum acutatum, 1297 nucleotides. Its product is annotated as C2H2 transcription factor. The coding region runs from base 170 to 1171 and encodes 333 amino acids. The record is from RefSeq and is a predicted model, not a curated record. Lineage: Eukaryota; Fungi; Ascomycota; Sordariomycetes; Glomerellales; Glomerellaceae. The transcript is spliced from 2 exons. Gene Ontology annotation, biological process: regulation of transcription by RNA polymerase II. Gene Ontology annotation, cellular component: nucleus.